AUGGCUUUUGCGACCUUUAACGACACCUCUGAUCUCAUUUCAUCUUUAAUUGAUUUCGUGUACCCUUCAAUUUUAGACAACUACAACAAUAAUAACUACUUUAGCGAGAGGGCUAUACUUGCGCCUAAGAACGAGGUUGUGCAUGAGAUAAAUGACAGGUUGUUAGCGUUAUUCCCAGGCGAAGAAAGAUUAUACAACCGUGUCAUAGAAACAGAAAUCAUAUCUGGAGGAAAUAUUGGCACUUGCACCUACAUACCGAGACUUAAUUUGAUACCUUCAGACAAAAAGAUUCCUUUUGCGUUUCAAAGGAGGCAAUUUUCGAUAGUUGUGUGUUUUGCGAUGACUAUCAACAAAAGUUAA
Helianthus annuus (common sunflower) is the source of this 360-nucleotide messenger RNA. RefSeq lists its product as uncharacterized. The record is from RefSeq and is a predicted model, not a curated record. The coding region runs from base 1 to 360 and encodes 119 amino acids. Lineage: Eukaryota; Viridiplantae; Streptophyta; Magnoliopsida; Asterales; Asteraceae. The transcript has a single exon.